Messenger RNA from Dipodomys ordii (Ord's kangaroo rat), 2921 nucleotides. RefSeq names its product ALS2 C-terminal like (gene Als2cl). The record is from RefSeq and is a predicted model, not a curated record. The transcript is spliced from 25 exons. Lineage: Eukaryota; Metazoa; Chordata; Mammalia; Rodentia; Heteromyidae. Bases 15 to 2813 code for a protein of 932 amino acids.
GGAAGCCUGGGACCAUGGCUAGCUCUGAGGAGACUGCCCUGCUUCAGCUGGAGGAAUUGUUUUCAGCCACUUUGGCCCGAAUCGACAGCCUCAUCCUCCAGCCUCUUCUCCUGGUCGAACCAGAGCACUUGGAGCCUCGGAGCAGGGAAUGCAUGCGGCUCCUGCAGCGGCUGCACCAGUGCACCCAGCGCCUGUGGGAAGUGACAGACCAGAGCCUCCGUUCGCUGAGACACAGGCUGCAGCAUCCAUCCUGCAGCCUGGAGACCUUGCUGUUGCUGAGCAAGGCUGAUCGAGUCCUGGAAGUCCACGUGGAGUACAUCGAGUCCUAUACGAACUGCAUUGUCGCCACAGCCUUCCAGAGUGUGAUAAAGAGGAAGAGCAAGUACUGGCAAGGCCAGAGGAAGGCCUUGGGGCAGAUCCUGACCUGCGGGCUGAACCCUAAGAGCUCAGUGGGAGCCAUGUUGGCUCAGGCGCUCCACCAGCCCCUCACCCAGCACGUGCAACAGUACGUGAUUCUUCUCUUGCGCCUGAGGGACAGCCUGGAGGAGGGGCACCCCUCCCAGAAGACAGUGAUGAGAGCCAUCAGUCUCUUCGGGGACCUGCAGUCAUUCAUGAGACAGGCAUUACUCCAGGCCGAGGUCACACAAAGUCUCUGGCACAACCUGAGCAGCCAUCUCAGGGAUGCGCUGUGCACCCCAACUCGCCGUCUCCUGCUGGACAGCCAGGAUGUCCCCGUGACGGUCACUCCGCUCUGUGCCGAACGCGUGUUGCUUUUUGAUGACGCCCUGGUGCUGUUUCAGGGGCACAGAAUCCACACUUUUGAUCUGAAGCUGGUGUGGGUUGACUCGGGGCAGGAUGAGUGUGAAUGUCUCAUCGCCACCCCCGAAGAUGAAUUCUCCUUGCGUGCCAGAGACCCCCAGGACCAGGUGAUCUGGAGGUGGAAGAUGUUCAUGGCUGUGGGUCAGGCCCUGCGGGGAAAGAAAGACUUUCCAGGGCUGGGGUCAGACUUGGAGCCGGCAGUACCUCCUGCCCACCGCCGCGCGGCCUACACCUUCCGCCAGGAGGGCCGGCUGUGCGGGGCGAGCUAUGACGGUGAAUGGCACCGGGGCAGGCCACAAGGCAAGGGGACCCUGAAAUGGCCGGAUGGGCGGAAUCAUGUGGGACAUUUCCACCAUGGUCUGGAACAUGGCUUCGGCAUCCUCCUGCUACCCGGAGCCGCAGAGGACAAAUUCGACUGCUACAAAUGCCACUGGAGGGAAGGCCGCAAGCACGGCUAUGGCAUGUGCGAGUACAGCACUGGUGAAACCUAUAAGGGCUACUUCCAGGAUGACCUGAGGCAUGGAUUUGGGGUCCUGGAAAGGGCACCUCCUGCCCCCCAAGCUUUCAGGUACACGGGCCAUUGGGAGAGAGGCCAGAGGAACGGCUUCGGCGUCCAGGAUGACAUGGACGGGGGUGAGCGGUACAUUGGCUGGUGGCAGACCGACCAGCACCACGGCCCUGGGAUUUUGGUCACCCAGGCCGGGAUCUGCUACCAGGGAACCUUCCAGAUGGACAAGAUGGCGGGCCCAGGUGUCCUCCUGUUCGAAGACGACUCCUUGCAUGAAGGCACCUUCACGAGAGACCUGAUGCUCAGGGGGAAGGGUAAGGUCACCUUGCCGGAUGGCUUCGUGCUGGAGGGUUGGUUUGCACGAGGGACUGGAAAAGGAUUAUAUACACAAGGGGUACUGGACACGAGUGCCUUCUCCCCAGAUCCAAGCAGCACCUCGAAGAGGCAGUUGGGGGUGGGCGCCAUGCCCGCCAAUGGCCACUGGCAGGGGGUCUUUGACCCCUUCUGGGCCUUCGUGCGUGAGGGCUGCCCCGAAGACCUGCAGGAGGCUUUUCUGGGGUUCCACAUCCAGAGAGCCAAGGAGCUGCAAAGUUCCCAGGACAAUCUGUGCUGUCAGAGAAGCCACCCAGAGGACAGUCGAGGCGCGAUGAGAGACAUCUUGGAAGAUGUGCUGCGACACCGAGAGCCUGAGGCCUUGCAACCCUUCCUCAGGAAGGCUCUGUGCGACUCCCAGCAUCCUUUGGGAAAGCUGCUCUCGAAGCUCAUGCUGACUUUCCAGGCAACGUACACAGGCGUGGGGGCCAAUAAACACCUGCAGGACCUGGCCCAGGACCAGGUGAAGCAACAUGCUCGGGGCCUCUGGGCAGCCUACAGGGGUCUGCUACAGGUGGCGUUGAAGAGCAAGGGUCAGACCCUGGAAGAGGAAGAUGAAAAGACCAGAAACCUGCAGGUGCACAGUGUGAUGCUACCCCUCUUGCUGCCCAGCUGCUACGGGGAGCUCUUCACCCUCUACCUGCUUCUCCACAAGAAAGAAGACACCUGUUACAGCCAGAGCCUCACCAAACUGGGCCUGCUUUCUGACACCAAGCUGCUGGAAUUCCUGGAUGUACAGAAGUAUCUUUGGCCCCUCAGCGACAUCAAAUUGACGAGCAAUGAGAGAUAUUCCUUUGUCAGAGAGAAAUGUUUCCUGUCAGCCACGGAGCUCCUACAGAAGGUCCUCACCACCGUAGAUCCCUGGGAAAAGCUGCAGGUGUUGGAGAAGACCUAUAGGGAAAUCGAGGCCACCGUGAUGAGGGUCAUGGGUCAAGAACACAGGUUGACCAUGGAUGAGCUUCUGCCUCUACUUAUCUACGUGCUGGUGCGGGCCCGGAUCCUGAAUCUGGGAGCUGAGCUCCACCUCAUCCGGGACAUGAUGGAUCCUAGCCACCUGGGCGGCCUCUACGAUUUCCUCCUCACGACUCUGGAGUCUUGCUACAGACAAAUCUAGAAGGAAGACAUCUAAUUGCACCGCCUGCCUGUGAAUCCUGGGAUUUGGGGAAGCUCCGGCAUCCCGGUCACAUUCCUAUAUAAAUAAAAUAAAAUAUAUAAGAGCCGA